GGCACCUCUCUACCUGUCCAUUUGUGACCUAUAAACUAAACUUCAACGUAUUGUUUUGUAAUGUAUUUACGAUUGUAUGUUAUUUUCGCAACAUUUCAUCACACCGUUUAAAAAAUAUGUCUGAAAAAGUAGUCGUUGCAGUGAACGAAGGUAAAAUUCGCGGAGUGAAAGAAGUAUCGAAAUAUUCCAACGUCGAAUACCUCGCUUUCUAUGGAAUCCCUUACGCGGAACCAUUUGUCAAAAGUUCCAGAUUCAAGGAUCCCGUAAAAGUCAAACCGUGGAAAAACAUACACGAUGGAACGAAAGAAAAACCAGGAUGUUCUCAACUAUCAUUCCUCAAAGGCCAUUUGUGGGGAAACGAGGAUUGCUUGUUUAAUAACGUCUACACGCAGAGACUGCCGCGGAAAGAUGAACCUCUGAGGCCUGUGAUUGUCAAUAUUCACGGUGGAGCAUACCACACUGGUACACCUCACACAAAACAAUACGGAUCUCCUGCCCUCGUAAUUCAUCACGAUAUUGUGUAUAUUUGUAUUUCAUACAGAUUGCAUAUUUUAGGUUUUUUGAAUUUAGGAUUAAAAGACUGUUCUGGAAAUCAAGGCAUUAAAGAUAUCAUUAUGUCGCUUCACUGGAUCAAAGAUAAUGUAAAAUCAUUCGGCGGAGACCCAGAAAACAUAACUUUACUAGGAGCCAGCAGCGGAGCAAGCACUAUUCAUUUGUUGAUGUUAUCACCAGCAGUGGAGAAAAAUUUAUUCCACAAGGCUGUGCUAAUGAGUGGCUAUCUGAUGAAUCCGAUCGCACCGUAUCAAGAAACAAAUGAAAUUCAUGCUCGUGAGAUGGCAAAACUACUCGAUUAUGAGGGCGAGCUCGACGAUCGUAAAAAAAUGUUGAAUUUUUUAAAGAGAAAAACACCCGAACAGCUUAUUAAUACUUUGUUACAAUACGAAUUCGGUACACCCGCACCCAAGAAAAUCGCUCCGAUUACCGCACUUGGUGUAUUUUCACCUACCGUCGAUCCCCUAGUGCUGCCGUGUUCGCCUCAAAAGCUGACCGAAUCGAUGAUGCGAAUACCAAUCAUGAUCGGAUUCUGUGAACGAGAAUCGGCGAUGGGUUUUACUCGAGGUGAAAUUAUCGAACAAACGCGAAAUAAUUUCGCAACGACUUUUUGCCAGAAUUGUUGGGGAUGGGGACAUAAUUUAGGUAGCGAUGAUGUCGAAGAGAUUAACAGACAAGUGGAAUUGUUUUACACAGGAGGAACCCCUGUUCUAGAGGCACCGAUGUCUCUCCAAAUCGAUGUCCAAUCUGAUAUUUGUAUAUCUGAUGUUUACGAUACACUCAUUGAUGUAGUAGCUGCCCAACAACCUUCUUCUGUAUUCGUUUAUAAAUUUGAAUUUGAAGGAAAAUUGAAGACUAUGAAAGAACUCGUUAGUUUGGAUGAACAACUACCAGGAACGUAUCACGGAAGUGAAUACAUCCAUUGGAAUAAUUUCGACUGGGACAAUGGAUAUGGUCUCCGUGACGAGAGAACCCGCAGAAUGGUGAAUACUUUCACGAAAUUAGUGACGACUUUCGCAAAAACUGGGACGCCAAAUUACAACGAUUUAGGUAUCCGAUGGGAGCCGUCAACGGUGGAUAAUCCUUGCUAUUUGAUUAUCGACGAGCAAAUGAAAAUGGUCAAAGGUAGGCUGAGUGAAACACGAUUGAAAUUCUGGGAUGAAAUAAAAAAACAGUUCAAAAAAUCCAACGAUGACUCGAUUAGUUUUUGAAUUAGGAAUACCCUGCACAAUACAUAUUUUAUAAAUCAA
Molecule: messenger RNA, 1802 nt
Organism: Planococcus citri (citrus mealybug)
Lineage: Eukaryota; Metazoa; Arthropoda; Insecta; Hemiptera; Pseudococcidae
Product: esterase E4-like
Exons: 10
Coding region: 117-1763 (548 amino acids)
Molecular function (GO): serine hydrolase activity
Source: RefSeq, a predicted model, not a curated record